AUGUUCCAGAGAAGAAAACUAAGAACUCCAUAUCUAGAAAAUAUCUUCAAUGGCAAACUUCACCAGACUCAACGUUUGACACCUAAUCGUUCUGAUUGGAGGGUUUUGGUUAGAGUUGAAAAGAUGUGGGAUACCUUGGAGGCAGAUGUUGGUGAAGGUCUAAGCUUUCUUUUUGUGGAUGAAACGGGCACAAAGAUGCAUGCUUUUGUUGAACAAAGUAAUCAGAGGAAAAGGUUCAAGAGAUGUCUUCAUGAAGGGGAGUGGAAGAUUCUAACCGGAUUUUCCGUGGUGAUGGUGAAUACAGAGAUCCGUUUGACGGAAGCCAGAAACAAGAUUGCUCUCACGUCCAACACCAGCGUCACACCCGCAGAGGACUCGGAUGCUUGGAUUCCGCUUGACAUCGUUCCUUACGACUAUGUUUCGAAUUUUUGGAAUGAUGAACGAACUUCUUUCCCUAGAGACUUUCUAGGGUUUAUACUUGAAGUUCGUGAGACAAUGCUCAGGGAAGAUGUCUCUAUUCCUAGGAACCCUUUAAACGAUGAUCCAAAGACCACUAACACAAUAGAUUUCACCCUACAGGACAACGAUGGGGAUCAAAUACAGUGUCGUGUAAAGGGUGCCUUAGCAUCUAAGUUUAAACGGUUUUGGCUUUACUAUGGUAAAAUUGAGACCAUCGUAUGCCUCUUAACCGAUUGGCGGGUUCUUGAAGAUGCCGAUCCUGCUCAUAUCGAAAGUGAAGAAGGAAUCUCUAGAUUUGAAUUCAAUCCUAUUGGCUUUGAUGAGGUUGACCAUUUCACUGAGAUAAUGUGCUCUUCCUCACAAGACAGCAGCAAAGAAGAAGUUGAAGAAAUGGAAUUUGAUUAUUUCAAUGGCUGUAGAACCGACAACAAAAGUUGA
This is a messenger RNA of Microthlaspi erraticum, 897 nucleotides long. The record is from the annotation of a GenBank genome assembly. Lineage: Eukaryota; Viridiplantae; Streptophyta; Magnoliopsida; Brassicales; Brassicaceae.